UUUUCAAUUCCGAUUGCUUAAGCUUUCGACUGAAUUUAUCUAAGCAUCCAAUGGCGCCAAAAGCCGAGAAGAAACCCGCCGAGAAGAAGCCGGUGGAAGAGAAGAAGGCCGUAGUCGAGAAAGCCCCAGCGGAGAAGAAGCCAAAGGCUGGGAAGAAGUUGCCGAAGGAAGGUGUUGCGGCUGCCGUUGACAAGAAGAAGAAGAGAUCGAAGAAAAGUAUUGAGACAUACAAGAUCUACAUCUUCAAGGUGCUGAAGCAAGUUCAUCCAGACAUCGGAAUCUCCAGCAAGGCCAUGGGAAUCAUGAACAGCUUCAUCAACGACAUUUUCGAGAAACUGGCUCAGGAGUCUUCUAAGUUGGCUCGCUACAACAAGAAGCCGACCAUCACUUCCAGGGAGAUUCAGACUGCUGUGCGACUUGUUCUUCCUGGUGAAUUGGCCAAGCACGCCGUUUCUGAAGGUACCAAGGCGGUUACGAAAUUCACUAGACAAAAGAAACCGGCGGCGGAGAAGCCAGCCGAGGAAAAGAAAUCCGUCGCCGAGAAAGCACCGGCGGAGAAAAAGCCCAAAGCUGGGAAGAAGCUUCCGAAGGAAGGCAGCGCCGCUGCCGUAGACAAGAAGAAGAAGAGAUCGAAGAAGAGCGUAGAGACUUACAAGAUCUACAUCUUCAAGGUGCUGAAACAGGUUCAUCCAGACAUAGGAAUUUCCAGCAAGGCCAUGGGUAUCAUGAAUAGCUUCAUCAACGAUAUCUUCGAAAAACUUGCUCAAGAAUCGUCCAAAUUGGCUCGCUACAACAAGAAACCCACCAUCACCUCCCGGGAGAUCCAGACCGCCGUUAGGCUUGUUCUUCCCGGUGAACUGGCCAAGCACGCCGUUUCUGAGGGUACAAAGGCGGUGACUAAGUUCACAAGUUCUUAAAACCCUAAUUAGGCGAAAGAAAUUGAAAACGGAAACGAAGUAGAGUAGAACGCUGUUUUAAUUAUUACGAUGUGUUGAUGUAUUUGUGAUCUUUUGGGUUUCUCAAUUUCUUCAAAUAUAGUUGCUUAUGAUUUGUAAAUGCUUCUUUGAUGCUUUAUUGGCUAUCUGAUGCUCUUAUCAUGAACAAUUUCCCAUUUGAAUUUGAUGGGUUUGGUUAAUCU
Molecule: messenger RNA, 1138 nt
Organism: Cucurbita maxima (winter squash)
Lineage: Eukaryota; Viridiplantae; Streptophyta; Magnoliopsida; Cucurbitales; Cucurbitaceae
Product: histone H2B-like
Exons: 3
Coding region: 51-917 (288 amino acids)
Biological process (GO): nucleosome assembly
Cellular component (GO): nucleosome
Molecular function (GO): structural constituent of chromatin; protein heterodimerization activity; DNA binding
Source: RefSeq, a predicted model, not a curated record